Molecule: messenger RNA, 3306 nt
Organism: Phymastichus coffea
Lineage: Eukaryota; Metazoa; Arthropoda; Insecta; Hymenoptera; Eulophidae
Product: transcriptional repressor protein YY1-like
Exons: 4
Coding region: 29-1264 (411 amino acids)
Biological process (GO): regulation of transcription by RNA polymerase II
Cellular component (GO): transcription regulator complex; PcG protein complex
Molecular function (GO): RNA polymerase II cis-regulatory region sequence-specific DNA binding; DNA-binding transcription factor activity, RNA polymerase II-specific
Source: RefSeq, a predicted model, not a curated record
UGUUGCGUGGGCCAGUCGCUGGUUAAAGAUGGCGUCGGUAGGCGACAUUAAUAUGGCGUCCUCGGACAUGAUAGCCGAGGUGGAGAUCCAGCCGGAUAUCCAGGAGGUGGAGAUAGAGUCGAUCCCUGUGGAGAUACCGUGUGACGACGAAGAAGAGGAAGACGACGACGUCGUCUCGGCUGAAGAACAAAUGAUCACUCUGCAAGCGAUGCCCGAGACAGGGCGCGAAGAGGAGAUCAUUUUGCAAACUCAAGAAGAAAUUGUCGGCGGUGAUCCGCUUGGAGUGUACGACCAAAUACCCGUGCCCGAUCAGGAUGACAUUUACGUUGAAUCAAGUCCAGGGCCAUCUUCUCGAACGACCUCAUCGGGUAAGAAGAAGGCUAGAAAGAGUGCCGCUGGCAGUCAAAGAUUCAGGCCUGCACCACCCGAGCACGCAAUCUUCACCGAGAUUCCUGGCGAGGCGAAGGCUAGGAAGUGGGAGCAGAAGCAGGUACAAAUCAAGACUCUCGAGGGAGAAUUUUCCGUAACUAUGUGGGCUUCUGGCACGGAUGAUGGAAGUGUCCUAUUAGCGUCUCAUCUGGUGGAUGUUCCAGAUGAGGGCUCCAAUCCAGAGCCUGAUCCGGAUUAUACAGAAUACAUGAGUGGUAAAUCCACGACAAAGUUGAACCAUUCGGGUAGCUCAGUCUCCGAUGGUAUGCCAGGUUUAGAUCUUUCCGACCCCAAACAGCUAGCAGAAUUUGCUAGGCCUGGUCAUAAACUGAAAGUCCGAAAACAACCAAUUAUAGAUGGUGUCGAGCGUACAAUUGCAUGUCCACACAAAGGAUGUACAAAGAUGUUUCGUGACAAUAGUGCAAUGCGCAAACAUCUGCAUACUCAUGGUCCACGAGUACAUGUAUGUGCGGAAUGUGGAAAAGCCUUCGUAGAAAGUUCCAAGCUGAAAAGGCAUCAACUAGUACAUACUGGAGAAAAGCCAUUCCAGUGUACAUUUGAAGGAUGUGGCAAGAGAUUUAGUUUGGAUUUUAAUUUGAGGACUCAUGUAAGGAUCCACACUGGUGACAGGCCAUACGUUUGUCCAUUUGAUGGUUGCAGUAAGAAGUUUGCUCAAUCAACGAAUCUGAAAUCACACAUACUUACACAUGCAAAAGCCAAAACGCGUAAUACUAUUGGCCGACAAGUACAACAGAUUCAACUGCAGCAGCCACAAUUUGUUCAAGUGGAGGUAGCCGAUGUGGACAAUCAGCAGUUCAUCGUCUACGCUGAUUAGCCCCCUUCACCGGCUUAAUCUCCUUAAUGUGCCCCAUUAAUAAAUUUGGUAACUUUUGAUUAUCAGCUCAAACAAUGUAAAUAUUUGAAGAAGAAAAAAAGAAAUACGGUAACAAGUGACUGAUUGAAGGACAGGUGGUUUGCUGAAGAUGACUUAUUUUAAAUGAUUCGUUCAUUUGAUUGUAUUAAUCUACGCUUAAUAACGUAGUAAAGAAAUACAAACGGAGACCAGAGUUAUAAAAAUUAUGUAAGGAACACGGAAAAAAAACAAAAAAAAUAAACAAUAUGAAAAAAGAAAUUUAUGAAGAAUUGUACAUGGGAAGCUCAGAUUUUAAAAGUUCAGUGAUGAUUUGUUUCUUUUUCCAGAUGGUCAACAUUAAAUUUUUAAAACUGAACCUUUCGUUAUUAUUCGUCACUGAAGAUUUAACCAAUUUCAACGGCGGGCGCUAUAAUGCGUUUCGUAUUUCAAUUUUUCUCGUAUCGAAUGUUAAGGUGUGUCCUAAUGCGUGGCUCGUUAUUCACGACUGUAUAUAUUAAUAAGUGAAGUAAAGUAUUGUAUACGGUAUAUUUUCGAGAGAAACUCAAUGAAGAACUUUCAGCUCAGAAACUUUUCAUCUGUAUACACACAUACACAAAACAUGUACACACAAUUUUCAAAAUGUAACUACGCAAAGACACUGUGUUUAAUAGUAAGAUCGUAUCACAAACUUUACGACUUUUUUCACUAUCUCGCUUAGAUAGAAAGUUGCGAAGUUUGCUGUCGCGCGGCAGAAAGUGAAGAGACGUUUAUUACUACUUAAGUGUGUAUCAAUUCUUCAAUGGAAAAACUGAUAAUGUGCGAGGACCUCGACUGUAUAUUGUUUUGUAAUUUUUACAAUUUAAUUUUUACGAGUUAAGAGAUUCGUCAAAAUUGUAAAUUGAGGAAUUAUGCUAUGAACUCACGAAUUGUGUACCUCUAAAUUUUCUGUGUUUAUUAUAACAAUUUUUUAUUAGUUUAUUAUAAAAAAACAACAAAAAAAGAACAUGCUAAUGUUUGAAUAUCACCAAAAAAUUGCUUGAAGCCAUAUUUUCCUAACUACUAAUUAAGAAUUUUUUUGUGUUUAAGAUAGGUUCUAAUCUAAUUCAAUCUGGAGAGUGCGUUAGAUUUAACGAUACAAAUAUAUAUUUCUUUAGAAAAAAUCAAGAUAAAAAAAUCCCGUAAGGUAUAUCUGUCUACCGACCAAUGAUUUAGAUAAACAAGCUUUCAUACACAGAGCAAUAUACCAUAAUACGUCCGUAAAAAUUUUAAAAGCUCUCGAGCAGCAUUAUGAAAGUUUGAAAGGCAAAAUACCGUAGAAACAACCGCUGUGAAACACAGACGAAUUAUGGAUUUCAUUUUUCAGUUUUUGACUGUGCGCAAUUAAUGAAUAUUCAGGCAAACGAUGCCUGGAACGUCAUCGAUUUUUCAACAAUUUAAAAAGACACGACUACGCCCGUUUUAAGAGCAGUAAAUGUCUUGCUAAUAAAUGAUGAUGGUUUUUGUUGAUGCGUCGAAGGAAACGGAUAAAAGAAAAGAAAUUAAACUGGCAGACUUGGCCUAUUGUUAUAGAAGUGAGAAAUAUUUUUAAGGAACUACGUAAAAAACAAAUAAGAGGGAUGCUUUUUGUAUACUAUCACGGUCGAUUUUACUAUUAUUUUCUUUUUAUCAUUUACAUUUCUUGUAGAAUGUAUAACGUGUAAGUCUUAGGUUCUUGUAUAUCAUUGCAUUGCAUUUAUUACAUUUUUUAUCAUAACAAAUCGGCUUUAUGAAAAUUAGCAAGUCGAUCAAAAUGUUUUCUCUAGGCAUUCUGAAGGCCUAGUGUUUUGUGCUCAUGUAGUCAUAUCUGUAAGGAAAACAAGACAUUUUUUGCCGGCAAAAAUUCACAAAACAGCAGUCAUUUUGAAGAAAAAAAUAGAGUACGGUUUAUUACUCGGCGACGUAUUUAUUAUUUAAUACUAUAUACCACUGUCGAUGCUGAAUGGUAACGUUAAGUUAGUCAAUUUAUAUGAAAAAACUGAUGAAUG